GUCACUCACUAGGUAGCUUGACUUCACGUUAGCCAUAUCUUGCUGAUGCGCUGAACAGACACACCGCUGGCCUCAUAUCAGCAACAACCAUUAUUUUAUUUGGCACAGGCUCUAUUUUUUGAAAAGAAUCGAAGUGACGACUGUGGUCACAUAACGCUGCACUCCACACACACGCCGGCUCUACAACCUAAAGCUCGCUAACGUUAGCGUUAGCAAAGCGGCUGCAGGGAUGGCGGAGGUUCCCGGGACAUCGAGUGAGACGAUAACGGAGACUGUUGAAACUAGCACACCGCCGCCGCCCCAACAGGAGGGACGAAGCCUGACGAUCAAACUGAGGAAGAGGAAGACUGAGAAGAAGGUGGAGUGGUCCAGUGACACUGUUGACAAUGAGCACCUGGGCAGAAGGUCAUCAAAGUGCUGCUGUAUUUACGAAAAGCCCAGACAGUUUGGGGAGUCAUCGUCUGAAAGCGAGGGAGACGACGACGACGAAGGGUGUGGCAGUGCGCACUGCGUCCUGGGCCACGGCAGGAGAAACCACGAACAGGGAGGGUCUGGGGGAACCACAGCGCCCCCAAACUCCGGAGGCUCGCACAGCCAUUAAUUCAUAAGAUGUGGAGGCGAGAGUGUGAGUGGUUUGUCACCACAACUAUGGUGUAUUUGAAAACUGCACUUGUUUCUUUUUUCUUUUUUGAAGUUGAGUUUCAUCACUGAGGUAGAGGCAGGACUGGUGCUGUGUUCCAGUCACGAGUCAGAGAUUCCUCUGUUCCGCUGCUCUGUCGGGAUCUGGACACUUUUGUUUCCAGACGAGCCCAAAACAUAUGGAGGCGUUUAAUUGAAAAUCAUUAUCUGCGUUCGUUCUAUAAAUUGAAAACAUACGCGGUAUUGUGCCAUCUCUGAACUAUAUGAAAAACUCUAAAAAGGACUAAACUAAUGAUUUUUUUUGGCACAUUUUAAACACAUGCUAUGCAUUCAAUUACACAAGGCAGUAGGCAGGAUCUGGAGGAAACUGGUGUAUUAUUACAUUUGUUGGACAACUCUUUUAGACAUUAGUUGUUAUCAGUGCUGGAAUAGUGGCCUUUAAACUGACGGGAUGUGGAGAUGCAGUUGCUUAGUAACCACAGCCAAUAGGAACGCGCUCUUCCUCUCUCUUCCUCGAAACUGCCACAUGAUUAGUUGAACCCUCGCAAGCUUAAAGGAGGAGCUGCUCUCUAGUUCUUUCUCACUGGUUAUACGUACCCCAGCUUUAAUCUGCCAAAUAUCCUCUUAAAAACGGAGUAGACAUAAUUUAGAGAAGAGUCCAUCGCACGCGAGGGGGAUGUACAGUCACUGUUUAAAUCGACACAUUACUUUUUUAAUAUGUUCAUAUUUUAGGCUGUGAUCUGAAAAAAUCUUUGUUCAUUGACAUUAAAUUUGCUACAAAUCCUCUCAUGAAGCAUGUCUGUCACCAUAUAAUAUAAAUAUAGCGGUAAGAUGAACUGAAUAAAACCUGCAGUACCACUCGUAUGUAAUGAAACGGGAGAAUGGAGAGAAGCACAGCGUGUCAUCAAUGAACGAAAACAAACAAUAACACUCGCUCAGUACCUGUGUGGUGCUGUGCAUGGUGUACGGUGAUGUUGCCAUGGCAACACAACAUGGAUUAGUUGGCUAUUAAUUAUCUGAAACAGUUGACAGUUUCCCUUUCAUCAGUGGAAGCGUCAGCGUCUGACAGGAUUAUCGCGAUAUGAUCGUACUGCGGAGAAAUGAGUGAAAACCUGGCGACUUAUUCCUAGAACAAGGAGUGUUUGACGUGAGACAUGAUUGGACUUGAAUCGGCUUUAAUACUCUGACUCGUGCGACUGGACUCUGUGACGAUGACGCGUCUGUGGAACGCAGCACGUAGUCUGCAGUGGUGGACACACACACACACACACACACCUUUAGAUUAGACCCAGACUGCCUGUGCACAGAGUGGCACAGUUCACUGUAUAUAAAGCAGGACCUUUACUUUUUGUUUUAAUUCUUUUUCAUUUGCUGGGCCUAAUUCUACACUUGUACAUAUUUGAGUAAGUCAGGGUAACAGCAGUGACACAGCAUCAUGUGAGCGCUUGGAACAGAACAGGGACUGACUGAACACGGGUUUAAUAACAUUAUUAUUAUUAUUAUUAUUAUUACCACACACAUUAUUUAAAGCCGUCGUGUGCAACUUUGCAGUACAAACCUAUGUCAGAUGAGUUCACACGAUGUUUAUUAAGCUCCACGCGAGUGUGAGUCUUCUCAGUAUAGCAUCUGUUUUGUGUCUUUGCCGAGUUUUAAGCACUAUAAAUCAGUAUUGGACGACAGAUGCUGAUCUUCAAGAAUCAGGGCAGUUGGGUUUUAUUUUCUUGGCCAGUUUCCUUCGUAUCGUAAUAACCGAUGAGAUACAAAAUUGCUUAAUUGAGAUAAAAUGUAUUUAACGACAAUAAUCAUCAAUAGUCUCCCCAAUUUGCACUUUUCUGCGGUACUUAAAUAAAAUAUAAACUUAAUAUUAUAUAUACAUGAAACUUUGCAUGUCGCUGCAUUUGCAUUUAAACAAAACUGUGUAAACGUACCUAAAUAAGUAAUCAUUUAGGUAAUUCCAGUUAUUUAUGAAUAUGACAAAAUUCGGCCCAAUUGGCAACAACAUAAACGACAGAAUGAACACAAAUUCUUGUAUGGCUAAUGAAUAUGACUUAAUUACCCAACAACUACAAAGAGGUGAAUUCUCUCACAUCCAGAUACUUUCAGUACAGAUAAAUAUUAAGUUUGAACAUCAAACCUUUAAUUAGCCACGUGAGGAAUGAUCAGACUCAGUUAUAGCAGGUAAACGUCAAAGUUAAAACCUGUUGGUACAGGGUGACCUUGACCUUUCACAUUUGUCAUAUGCGUUGACGAUGAUCUAAUAUUUGCAGACGUUUUCUCUGACGCUAAAUUAAACAAAACAAGUCCUCUGACAAACAGAACCAGAGCGGUUUCCUGGAAUCAUUUCUCAACAGCCUGACAGUGAUAUUAUCAGUAAUGGCCUAAAGAGCUGACGGUGGUUAAAUUAUUCAAUUACCAUUACACCAUAACAGUGACUGUGUUCAUGCUGCUCUAACCUGGUGUUGGAACGACUGAAUCGGACUAACAUCAUGCUGUGUGACUGCAGUGUUUUAGUGGGAAAUGUGGGUGGUGUUGAGAUCUUUGUGUGAUUUAAAAAAAAAAAAUAAAAAACAAAAAAACAUGCAGACAUGCUGUAGUUCUGCUCAAAUCGUCAAAAGGCCAAACGCUGCCAGUUUGAUUCCCAAAGCUUUUCAUACAGUACAAAGACCAGAACCUGGUAUUCACAUCUGCACAUCCGUGCUAAGUUCAGGUCUGAAUGCGCUCUUAUCUACUCUGACGCAUGCCGCUAUCAUUCCUGAGCUGCACGAACGGCCAUCUGUUAAUUGACUUGCAGCCACUGCCACAAUAUUAACUCUCAGUGCGUUCACAUGCAUGUUAAAAGUCCAAUAAUUUGGUUUUCUUAAUGUCAUGUAAACACGUUAGUCUGACUAAAAUCGAGCUAGUCUUAGUCGGACUAACAUACUUGAAAAAUGUGACUCAUAGUCCGAUUAUUCCUACGUCGUAGUCGGACUGGAAUCGGACUUUGGAAGUCAUGCAGUGGCGGCGUAUUUCUUCGGACAAUACGACAAUUACGAGAACACGAGGUACGAAACAAACAGAACCCGGCAAGUUGUCCCGGUUGCCUGUCUUAGUCUGACUACAGCCUUAGCUCUAUUAAACUGUGCAUGUAAACGUACUGAGUGAGUGUAUAUUUGCAUAAAGGGCGUGGGUGUCCACGUGUGUUAACACCAGGUCUGAACGCGGCCUUAAAUCGUGGCUUCUUUUGUGUUCAGUUGGGACUGAUUUAACGGUCCACACCACUCUGUUCUCUCAGCCUCUGAGGGCUUAAGAAUCGGACGAGGCCUCAUUAACAGGAGUGCUGCCGGUGUUUUAACAUUUAAAUCCUCUGCUGUUUUUUCCAUCUGCUUGAUUGUUGUUGUUUUUUCUUUUUGAAGGUGAAUUUUUAGCGUUCACUGGACAAUCAGGAAAUCAGACUUCUACUUUCCUUUUUGUUUUGUUUUUUUUGGGGCAUCAGAGGAAUGUUUUGUAGAAUUGUUUCUUUGCACAUGUUGUUAAUGAGUGAAAUGAGAAGGGAGGAUGGUAUGGUGAAGUAUUAACGCACUCAUCCGCGCACUUGUCGGAUGAAACACCUGUCGCCUCCCAUUGAAUUCAGCUGCAUGACAGUAAAAGUGAAAUCUACAAACAUUAUAUCAGAGACAGGAGAGGUGACGAUGCAUGACCGCUACAAUAAGAUAAACUGCUCAACCGAGAGCCAACAGGCUCCUCCUCUUCCUCCUCCUCCACAGUCAGUGUCCGAGCAUUUUUGGUUUGUGACAUUGCGACUGUGGAUCACACGAUCUUUCACUUCACUCAUGCCGCUACUCUUUAUUUUUUCUGUACCAUUUAAAAACAUUAAAGACAUUGUUACAUAUGUACAUUGUUCUUGUACUGGUAAUUGCACCGUUCUGUAUAUACGAUGAAGCAUAAUUUGAGAGCUGAUUUAACGUGAAGUAAAGUUUUGAACUGUGAA
Messenger RNA from Solea solea (common sole), 4606 nucleotides. RefSeq names its product protein phosphatase 1, regulatory (inhibitor) subunit 11 (gene ppp1r11). Gene Ontology annotation, molecular function: protein serine/threonine phosphatase inhibitor activity; protein phosphatase 1 binding. Bases 230 to 601 code for a protein of 123 amino acids. Gene Ontology annotation, cellular component: nucleus. Lineage: Eukaryota; Metazoa; Chordata; Actinopteri; Pleuronectiformes; Soleidae. The transcript has 3 exons. The record is from RefSeq and is a predicted model, not a curated record.